Messenger RNA from Uranotaenia lowii, 5374 nucleotides. It is a transcript of the gene smo, whose product is annotated as protein smoothened. Bases 954 to 4148 code for a protein of 1064 amino acids. Lineage: Eukaryota; Metazoa; Arthropoda; Insecta; Diptera; Culicidae. Gene Ontology annotation, molecular function: patched binding; transmembrane signaling receptor activity. Gene Ontology annotation, cellular component: dendrite; cilium; plasma membrane. Gene Ontology annotation, biological process: commissural neuron axon guidance; smoothened signaling pathway; positive regulation of smoothened signaling pathway. The transcript has 5 exons. The record is from RefSeq and is a predicted model, not a curated record.
UCCCCUUCUGGCUUUAGUUGUGUGAUGGCGUUUGUGGUGCACGUUCUUUGACGAUCGUUGCGGUGCUUCUCGUUAAGUGAUCAUCUCUUCUUACAUUCAGUUUUUCAAUUUUUUUUAUUCUUGUUUUCUGUGUGCAUGAUGGGUGGUCUUUUGGUUAAUUGAUAUUUGUGUGCGGAAUUUGGAGGAAAAAAGAUACCAUACUCCUUCGCUAGGACAUCCCCCCUUCACUCGUUAGUAAUCGCGGCUUUCGGGUGCGAUCUUUACCAUUCCUUCCAGCUGCGUGUGAUAUCUGGAAUCUUACCGAUUGCAAGCCCCCUCCUAGGGAAGGCCCAAUAAAUUGUCAGCAGUCUCCCAGGAAUCCGUAUAAGUAUCCAGCACACAAGCGUCGAAUCGAAAAUGUCAAUUCGCGGAAAUCCGGAUCUCGGAAAGCUGUCGGCGACUGCUCAAAUAUGAAGCAAAAUAUCAGCGCCAUUUCUAAUACCCUAUAGAGAAUCGGGAGCAGUAGUUGAACAACACUCAUUUAAUUGGCGUGGGCGCCUUUGCUCAAGCAUCGAGAGUUUGAGGUCAGUAAUUUGGUCAACUCGCUGGUCCUCGUCCGCCCCAAGUCGCCCUCCUAGGAGGUGUCGCAUUCACUACAGCGGGAAAGAUCCGGUGGUAAUUAGUCAAUUAGUAUGCAGAACCACGGGUCAGCAACUGCGCCCGAUGAUAACAAUUAAUUCGAGGAUUGAACUGUGUGGUCAAACAUUUGCCAGGGAAGCGUACUGUCGAUUUAUUGAAUGAUCGUGGCUGAGAAUAGAACAAACACUUCUACUGCGGCAGCAGAUUGCAAUCUGGCGGAAGGAGCUUCAUGCCUAAUAACAAGCUAAUCAAUUGCAUAUUGCAUGUAAAUGUAGAGCAUUUUUCCGAUUUGGAAUCGCUUUAUCGACGAAACAUCAGGUGCUGAAUCUACAGCGAUGGCAGGCGGAUACCCACUAUUAUCCACGCUGCUCACAGUUGCGAUAACAUUCAUCGUCGCCUCCAAUCUUGUGAAUGGGGCCAAAGAAUUCACCCCUUCUACAAAUCUAAUUGUUCCGAGCGAUGUGUCCCCACGGCUUGAACCUAUAAAUGCUACCCAAAAUUUCCGGAUGCACGGGAAGAAAGGUAAAGACGACAAAACCUGGUUCGAUGGGCGGGAAAUGCGGUACAUUUACUGCGUUCGACCGGCCAAAUGUGAAUCCAUCAGGCACAAGUCCUGCCUCGGUUCCCCGUUGCCAUACUCGUCCAUCAGUUUGGAUCUGACCGAUUCGUUCAGCCAGGAGCAAACGCACGACAAGUUGUAUCAGUACAACGCCCUCAGGCAUGUGCCCAAAUGUUGGGCUGUGAUCCAGCCAUUUCUGUGUGCAGUUUUUACACCCAAGUGCGAAAAGAUUAACGGUCGUGAUAUGGUGUAUCUGCCCUCACUUGAGAUGUGUAAAAUCACCUUGGAACCCUGUCGAAUUCUGUAUAAUACUUCAUAUUUUCCGGAGUUUCUCAAGUGUAACGAAACGCUGUAUCCGUCCAAGUGCAACAACGAUGUCCGAGAGGAGAUGAAAUUCAAUGCCACUGGACAGUGUUUGAAACCGCUAGUGGCCGCCGAUUCUCCAGCCAAUUAUUACAAAGAUAUCGAAGGCUGUGGCGUGCAGUGCAAGGAUCCGUUGUACACGGAUCACGAGCACCGGCAGAUCCAUAAGCUGAUCGCUUGGGGUGCCGGCGUUUGCUUGACGUUCAAUCUCUUCACGAUUGCAACGUUCGUGAUUGAUUGGCACAAUGCCAACAAGUAUCCCGCCUUGGUGAUCUUCUACAUCAACUUUUGCUUUAUGAUCUCCUGUUUAGGAUGGCUGGCACAGUUUACCCCGGGCGGAAGAGAGGACAUCGUCUGUCGUAAAGACGGCACCUUACGCAGCUCGGAACCUAGCGCGGGUGAGAAUCUGUCUUGCAUAGUGGUGUUCAUAUUGGUGUACUAUUUCCUGAUAGCGGCCAUGGUGUGGUUUGUGAUUUUCACCUACGUGUGGCACAUGAGUUUUAAGGCAAUCGGGAAGAUUCAGGAUCGGAUGGAUAAAAAGGGGUCCUAUUUCCAUUUGAUUGCCUGGUCGCUGCCACUGGUACUGACCAUUACGAUAAUGGCGCUAAGUGAGAUCGAUGGCAAUUCCACGGUGGGGAUUUGUUUCGUGGGUUACCUGAAUCACCCGAUACGGGGUGGCUUUUUAUUGGGACCAGUGGUUUGUGUGCUGUUCAUUGGUGGGUAUUUCUUGGGAAGAGGUUUGUUGACGUUGAUCAAGUUAAAAAUUUCAAGUAAAGAAAUUAUAUCAGCCCGAGCAAGCAAAAAGAUUAAGCAAACAAUAGUACGGAUGGGUAUUUGUACGAUGUUUACGUUCGUAUUCAUUCUGGCUACGGUAUUUUGCCAUAUUCAUGAGUUUCGGAAUAGUGAAAAUUGGGGAAUGGCAUUGAAGAACUACAUUAUUUGUCAGAUCUCUUCAACAUACACGGAUGUGACGACUACGUGUAAGCUGCAGAGUAGACCUAGCGUUGCCGUAUUGCAGAUCCAUUUACUGUGUUUAUUCGCAUCUGGAAUCGUGAUGUCUUCGUGGGUGUGGACAAACUCGACCCUGGAAACCUGGGGGCGUUAUUUUCGGAGGCGCUUCAGACCAGACUUCGAGGAACCCGUGAAACUGCAGAAGCAUAAAGUCAUAGCACAGGCCUUCGCCAAAAAGAAAAAAUUUCAAAAUCAAGGAAGACUGUCUAUAUCUUUUCACAACUCGCAUACUGAUCCAGUAGGAUUGAAGUUUGAUAUCAAUUCGGCUAUCGGAAGCCACGAUUUUAGCUCAACCUGGGCAAACAAUUUGCCAAGAUUCAUCAAUCGUAGAUAUGCUCUAACAGGAGCAGCCACUAGCUCAAGCUACGAUCCACGUAAAAACUCCGUUGAUUCCGAAAUCAGCUUCAGUGUUAGACACGUAUCGGUUGAGUCACGCAGAAAUUCGAUUGAUUCACAGGUGUCAGUAAAAAUAGCUGAAAUGAAGACUAAAGUGGCUAGUCGGAGUCGAGGUGGAGUGGCCAGCAGCAAACAUCACAAAAAUCGUCACCAUCGAAGACGGGAUUUUACAGCAUCAAGUAGACGUUACAGUAGGAAGGAGAGCAGUACUUCAGUCGAAUCUCAGAUUAUAACUGCCGUCCAGAAGGGAAGACAUACCAGCAAUGGAAACAGUAGCCAAUUCUUUGGGACCAAUCAGCUGCAAAGAAGAACUGGAAUAGGUGGCAUGGAUGCUGGACAUUUCAACGACAUUAUUUCCACUAUUCCUUUCUUCAAUCAACGUGGUCUAACAACUUCGGAAGACGACAACGUUUCGAAUGCAUCAUUCAAAAUCCAGGACUCAAAGUUCGAUGUCAUUCUCAAACACAUCGGAGCAGGAACUAACGCUGCCAAUCGAUUAGACUCGCAUGAAGGAGGCUGUCAAAUAGAGGAAUACCACUCUAGUGAAGACGAAGAUAAACUUAGUCUGAAGCAUUCUAGCAGAGAUGACUUCACGAACACUAAAGACGGUAUGAAAAGUAGUAAAGAAGGUGGACGAGUUAGUAAGAACAGCUCCAAAAGCGUUCGAAGUAAGAAAUCCUCAUCCAGACAGGGUACAAUGCGUAGAUCACAGAAACAUUCGCGCGCAAGUCAGAAGGGUCAACGUAACGAGAAAAAGGAAAAGGUUCGAGAACGAGAACGUGAAAAGGAACGAGAGAAAGAGCUCGCACUGAUUGAACGUGCAAAUCUUUCGGACUUUAACGAUUCGUCCUUUACAUCAUACUGCUCAGAGCUUUCACCAUUGAAUGUUAACAGUUCUUACUCCGGAAUAUCGGUGGCCAAAACCAACUCUAGAAACAGUAAACGUAGCUGUGACGUGGGUAUACAAACCAAUGCCUACGAAAUUGCUACCCAAACCAUGUCAUCUUUUGAGUUUAGCGAAAAAGCGAUCAAGAACGAAGAAAACGAAGAUAUUUACACCGAAAACCACCAGCUACUGGGACCUAAGCAUCCGGUGAUGCCUCAGAUAAUUAGCAAUGCUUCAGGCAGGAAGCGGGAAACCGUAGACGUAACGCUAACGGAAGCAGAAAAGCUUAAGCUUUUACUACUUCCAUCCAAGUGAAUCUCGAUCGUGUUAACUGUCCAAAAUACUCUUUCUCUUUGUUAGAUUUAUCUCUGCUCGCUACAACAGGCAUUUAAUAUUUUCAGAAACGGCAUUUAUCUUGUAAUUUUUAUUUUUAAAUUAUAGUCAGUUUGAAUGUAUUUUUUUAUCAGAAUAGGAAAUUAUUCAAAAUUUGCAAAUGCAUUUUUAGAUAACUGCGUUUAUUUUCGAAUGGAACAUAAAUAUCCAAUCAUAUUCCCAAGCCAUCGUGUGAGUAGAAUAAAUCUACACUAACGAGCCAUUCUUCUAGACAAACCAAUCAUCUAAGUUUAGUUGCGGUAAGACUAUUUUCACUAACCGGUUAGUUGACCAAGCAGUAACUAUCACUUUGUUAGUUAGAAUUUUUUUAUCUCAUAUCCUGCCUAGUAUAAGAAAACAAAAAAAAAUAUGAACGAACCAUUAAAAUUAGCUACAUUUUUUUAAAUGAUUCUUUCAACUAAAGAGUUUCAAAACAAAUAUUUGAUGAAAAAAAAAACAACGAAACAAAGGUGCCUUUUGCCUACACAGUUAGCGAUAAAUUUUCUUAAUAAGACAAUUUUCGAAGAGAAAGUAUUUUAAAGUGUCAUCGGAAACAUAACGCACUACUAAGCUUAACAAAUUACACACAUUUAAAACAAAGAUUAAAUAAUUCCUUUCUACACAAGGUGUUGCUAAGAGUUCAAUAUAUAUGUUUUUAUGUUUAAGACUGAUUUUAAAUUAAAACAAAAACUCAUAAAAUCUUACAAUGAAGGGAGGUGAUUUUCUCGCGAAGCUUCACAAAAUUGAAAAUGAUUUUAAAAGCUACAAUAUCAACAGUGUCAUAAACGCACAUCUUGUUUAUGUGUCGAAAUUAUUCAUACUGUGAAUUCAAGUGAAAUUUAAGCGUAGACUAAUUAAUGCGUGCUAUUAUAUGAGCGAUUUUUUUAACAAACCAUCAAUUUUAUUGCUACCGAAUGCUGCAUCGUAUCCUUGAAUAAUAUAUGUAUCCCAAGCAACACUGAUUGUUUUAAUAAACCCUUCAGAGCUGGUUUAAGAGUUUUGUUAGUCUUAAAUCAGCUCUGAAGAGUUUAUUAAAGCCAUCGGUGUUACUUAUGUAUGUACAACUAAUUUUUAUACAAUUGUAGCAGCUCAAGCGUUGGGUGAAAGGUAAACUCAGUGUAUGUGUGCAUCUUGGAAAUACGUAUAUAUGUGUAGUAUAUUUAGGAUAA